GUCUUUAUGAAGCGUCGUGAUGAGCUCGAGUGCUUCCAUGAGCCUUUCGGCGAGGCCUUCUACUACGGACCCGAGUCCACGAGUAAACGCUUCGAGGGCAACGAUGCUGCCCGCGAGGCUUCCGGUGCCAUCGACAAGACGUACCUGGAUACUGUCGACGAGAUUCUCGGAGACGGUCAGAGAGAGGGCAAGAGAAUCUUCGUCAAGGACAUGGCAUACUACCUGAUGCCCCCGGACGGGCAGCGCGCCCAGAUCGCCCCGUCCCUGGGCGGAGGCGUCGAGGCCGGCAACCCGACGGUCGUGCCCCUCUCGCUCCUGCGCAGGUUCCACUUCACCUUCCUGAUCCGACACCCGCGCCGGUCCAUCCCGUCGUACUACCGGACCACCAUCCCGCCGCUGCGCGACAUCACAAACUUCGAGUACAUGCCGGGCGAGUCCGGCUACGACGAGCUCGUCCGCCUCUUCGACUUCCUCGUCAACAGCGGCGUCGUCGGCCGCGACCAGCUCACCGUCAUCGACGCGGACGACAUGCUCGACGACCCGGAACCCAUCAUCCGCGAGUACUGCCGACGUACCGACAUCGACUUCUCCCCCGACAUGCUCGAGUGGGACGACGACGACAGGCGCCACGCCCAGAUCCACUUUGCCAAGUGGAACGGAUUCCACGACGAUGCUAUCCACAGUAACGCCCUGCGUCCCCGCACACAUGAACAGAAGAAACCCUCCAUCGAGGCUGAAGACGCCGAGUGGCUACAAAAGUAUGGUCCCGAAGGCCAGAGAGUCAUUCGCAAAACUGUCGACGCAAACAUCAGCAGCUACAAUUACCUGAAGCAAUUCUGCAUCAAACCCCAGGCGAAAUAG
Messenger RNA from Geosmithia morbida, 861 nucleotides. RefSeq names its product DNA repair and recombination protein RAD54B. The transcript has 3 exons. Lineage: Eukaryota; Fungi; Ascomycota; Sordariomycetes; Hypocreales; Bionectriaceae. The annotation marks the transcript as partial. The record is from RefSeq and is a predicted model, not a curated record.